Molecule: messenger RNA, 793 nt
Organism: Caenorhabditis angaria
Lineage: Eukaryota; Metazoa; Nematoda; Chromadorea; Rhabditida; Rhabditidae
Source: the annotation of a GenBank genome assembly
AUGAAAUUUUUGAUAUUCUUUUCAUUUAUUGUUGGCUACUGUAUUGCAGAAAACCCAUUCUCCCUAGAUUAUCGAUGUGUGAAUGGAACAAAAUCAACUUGUCCAGCUAGGAGAUCAAGCAGUUCUUUUGUUUGUAAAUACAGUGAGAUAAAAUCCAGAUGUCAUGUAAAAUAUAAUUCAACAUCUGUGGCGAUUCAGGCAGCAUUAACAGCAAAGAAGAAAAAAUGCAAAAAGUGUCAGGGUUCACCAGGAGCUAAAAGACAAUGCUCCAAGAAUUCUUGUAUUCUGAAAGCUUCAGGAUUUAGCUGCGCUCUGGAUUUAGAAGAAUAUAAUCGGAAACAACGUGCUGCUGCAAGACGAUAUUGUGCUGAUGAUCUAUUGGUUUCAAGAAAGUGUAAUAGCUAUUACUGCGCGGAAAAACAGACUGAAAAAGCGGAAAGGGCGGAAACGUGCCCGAAUGCUAUUUCCGCAUUUGAUGAGAUGUGUAAAAUUUAUAAUCGAAGCGUAAGUUUUAAACCAGGUAGCAAACAUGAACUUUAUUUUCUAAUUUUCGCAGAAAUGUAAUCGGCGGCGAAGUGCAACAUGCUGCAAAACUCGAAAAUGCGCGGCGAUCAAAGAUCCAACUUGCAAAGCUUGUGAAACAUCAAAGCGAGAGGCUUGUCUUCGACAAAAAGCAGCAUCUUCUUCAACUUCUACAGUUCUAACAGUUUCAUCGUGUCCAGGUUGUAAGAAAAAGAGUUGUCAAAUCAAAUCAUGUAUUGCAAGUGGAGCAUGUAAAUCUUCCUCGUCAUAA